AUGUUCAGUGUUAAGUUAUUGACAGUGUUGUUGGUGGCCAUCUGUGUGGUGAGCUGCGUGUCUGGACUGGUGGAGCGCAAGGAGGUGCGCAAGAUGUCCACCAAGGAGUGGGACAACUACUCAAACGCUAUCAAGAAGUUGAGAGCCACACCAUCUACAUUCAACCCCAACGCAUCACGUUAUGACGACUUUGUCCGCAUCCACGUCGAGAACUACGAUGUCAUCCACGGCUGCUCACCCCUGCUCCCAUGGCACAGAUGGUUCGUGCGCACUUUUGAGCUCGCACUCCAGCAGGUGUCCAAGAACUCAUCCAUCUCUGUCCCCUACUGGGACUGGACCCUCGACUACAAGGGAAUCAACGCCUCUGCCGUCAUGACCUCCAAGUACCUUGGCUCGCCCACUGGCACCGCCACCAAGCACUGCAUCCGCAACGGUCUGUGCGCCAACUGGCUCACGUUUUACGAUGGAAUCGACGAGACUGACCCCCCAGGACAAUGUCUCACCCGUGAGUACAACCCAUUCUGGAUGACCUCCAUGCCCAGCCCAGCCCUCAUGCACAAGAUGCUCAACUCUAGCCCAGACUACAACUCCCUGCGUUCCACCAUCGAGGCUGGUCCACACAACAACUUCCAUCACGGCAUUGGCGGAGACAUGGCCGGCACUGCCUCGCCCAACGACGCCAUCUUCUGGUCGCACCACUCAUUCAUUGACAAGAUCUGGGCCGACUGGCAAAACAUCAACGUGACGGAGGGUGCCAUCUACGAGGGCCCACUCUGCAACACCACCUGUGGUAACAGACUAGGCUGUCGCCACCAACCCGCCAGUGUGAACGACAUACUUGUCGGCACACCCAACGUCACCGUGGCCCAAGUGAUGAACAUCACCGCCUACGGAUACAAGUACACCACCUCUGCUGGCACCAGCCCAUUGGUCGCUGCCCUCGAGUUCACCGAGUCCCCAUCCCAGCUGCCACUCAACCCACCAAUGACUGAGGAUCGUGCCAUGGGUCUCGACAUUGACCAAGCCAAUGCUGCCAUUAACAACAUCAACACAUUGAUCUCAUCAAUCAAUGUCCAGAAUGGUUUCUAA
This is a messenger RNA of Acytostelium subglobosum LB1, 1089 nucleotides long. RefSeq lists its product as hypothetical. NCBI's taxonomy places the organism in Eukaryota, Evosea, Eumycetozoa, Acytosteliales, Acytosteliaceae. The record is from RefSeq and is a predicted model, not a curated record. Gene Ontology annotation, molecular function: oxidoreductase activity. The transcript has a single exon. The coding region runs from base 1 to 1089 and encodes 362 amino acids.